GAAUGGGCGAUAUCUGCAAUGCAGUACAGAUCAUGUUCCUUUUUGUCAUUUGAAACGAUUUAAGUCCAUUAUUUUCCCAAAGAUUGACUUGAAUUAGAAUUUAGCGUCUUUGUAUCUGUAACAUAUUUUUUGGGUGGAAAGUAGCAAAUGCUGAAUAAGGUCUAAUUGCUAGUGAAGAUGAUUAAAGCAACAUAUCUGUCUUCAAAGACUGCACUUUGCUUUUCCGUAUCUACAGUUUAGGUGGAUGAUCAGAAGUCUGUAGAUUGGAUAUUCACACGAACACAUAUCUAUACGCUAGUAAAACUACAAUAUCCAGAAGAAGAAUAUUGAGAGCUCAUAAAGGCAUUCUUAAAUGCAAAUUUUCUUUUCGAUAAUAUGCCAUGUUAUAUCCAACUCUGGGAAAGAAACCUUUCAUGGCGACGAGACAUUUGUCAGUUAGUUUUUAACACGGCGAUUUCUUUGUGCCUUGCCAUCAACGUUUUAUCUCCUGGCGAAAAUUGGAUUACAAUCACGCACGUCAUCCUCGUGGACUGCAAAUGGUGCAGCAGUGGAUAUUUUUAGCCUGGAUUAGGACAUAAGAAUCGGAAAAGGGUUUUUUUUUUUUUACAGAAGACGCGGAACACGCUGUCUUCUCCAAAACCAGCUGCACCCGGGCUUUCUCAGAAGUGUUAUCUGGUACGACAGGACCAAAUCAUACUGUGGCAACCAAAUCGUUCAGAAGCAAGUAUGUCACUGAAAAAUCCUUUACAAGUGGCCAACAUUGCAUGGAGAAACAAUAAUAUCAGCCUUCUGAAUAAAGACCCUCCUCUUUCAGAACAAGGAGAGACCAUCAUCGGAGUAUACCUGUUGAUUCUAGGCUGGCUGUCUUGGUUUGGAAACAGCAUUGUGCUGUUCAUCCUUUACAAACAAAGGGCCACCCUCCAGCCCACCGAUUACCUCACUUUCAAUCUGGCCAUAUCGGACGCCAGCAUCUCCGUGUUUGGAUACUCCCGAGGGAUCAUUGAAAUCUUCAACGUCUUCCGAGACGGGGGCUUUAUUAUAACAUCCAUCUGGACGUGCCAGGUCGAUGGUUUUCUCACCCUGCUCUUCGGUCUGGCCAGCAUCAACACCCUGACUGUCAUCAGUGUGACCAGAUAUAUCAAGGGAUGCCAUCCUGUCAGAGCUCCCUGCAUCUGCAACCACACCAUCACCGUGUCGUUAGUGCUGAUCUGGGCUGCAGCUCUCUUCUGGUCUGGAGCCCCUCUCCUGGGCUGGGGCAGCUACACAGACCGAGGAUAUGGUACCUGUGAGAUUGACUGGGCCAAAGCCAACUACUCCACCAUUUACAAAUCCUACAUCGUGUCCAUUCUAAUCUUCUGCUUCUUCCUGCCUGUGCUGGUGAUGAUCUUCUCCUACGUGUCCAUCAUCCGGACCGUGAAGAGCAGCCAUGCCCUGGGGGCAGACGGGGACCUGACGGACAGGCAGAGGAGGAUGGAGAGGGAUGUGACCAGGGUGUCCGUCGUGAUCUGCACAGCCUUCAUCGUGGCCUGGUCACCCUACGCCGUGGUCUCCAUGUGGUCGGCCUGGGGUUUCUACGUCCCCAACAUCACCAGCAUUUUCACCCGGCUCUUCGCCAAGUCUGCCAGCUUCUACAACCCCCUCAUCUACUUCGGCAUGAGCUCCAAGUUCCGCAAGGACGUGAGGGUGCUGCUGCCCUGCGCCAGGGGGGGCAAGGACAGCGUCAGGCUCCGGCGCUUCAAGCACCUGAAGCCCAGGGCGGAGGCCCAGCAGCCCAGCAAGGAGCCCCAGCCCGGGGAGGAGGUCAAGCCUUCUCCCAGCCCGGACUCCGGCGUUGGGAGCCCCUCCAACACCCCUCCCCCCGAGAACCAACAGGUCUUCUUCAUUCCCCUGCCCCUGGAGUCGGAGACCCCCGAAUUCGAAAGCGACAGACUCUAAAAACUGGACUCUCGUGUUGUCAUUUUUUUCCCCAAGUGGUUUCAGGGUUGUUUUUCAUUCUGGGGAAUAUAUGUGCAGUGAUGUUGAAUGGUAAUGUGGUUUGCACGUUAUGUUUUUUUUUUGUUGGUUUGCUUUCCUCUCUUUUUCCUCACAUUGCCCAGGGCAAUGAUUAGAGGCUUACGUGCGCCCAACGCCAAGGAGAUUGAAUCGUGGGAGAUGCAAAUCUUAAAACAGACAACAACACGAGCACAACAGACAUGGCAACUUCUCACAGACUGGCUUGAUGCAGACAAAGGCUGCUACCUCUACCAUUUAGUUGGAGCUCAUGUUGGAUGGUUCUAGUUCUUCGGAGGAUUACUUAUUUUAAUAAGGCAAGGCUCUGUGCGUCUCUAUAAUGGUCAACUGUGCCAGAUCUAUUAAAAUCUAGCAAAAUGUUUUGUUAUGAUGGUUUCUCAUUAAAGGAGUUAAAAGGUGUUAAGGUUUUGUAACCCUUCACAGAUUUUUUACUUUUUAAUAUCUGCUUCUUAAGUCUAUCAUUCUUUUGUGGGUGCAAUGGGGGGCUACAAUGUGAGUAUAUUUUGCCAUUAGGAAACUAUAAAGGUCAACAGCUUUACCUUUAAUGUUAUUCAGUAAACAAAAGCCAGAAAGAAUGAGUCACAUAAACACCUUUGUGUGAAGAUCACAAUUAAUUUUAUGCAUCAUAUCUGUAUCCCUGUUAGACGGCAGAGUCUAAGGUUUUGUGUUCUACCAGUUGCUUUGUAAAUUGCUUAGAGAAAUACAGUGUGUUCUGAUACUAAAUCU
Molecule: messenger RNA, 2736 nt
Organism: Lepisosteus oculatus (spotted gar)
Lineage: Eukaryota; Metazoa; Chordata; Actinopteri; Semionotiformes; Lepisosteidae
Gene: opn6a
Product: opsin 6, group member a
Biological process (GO): phototransduction; cellular response to light stimulus; G protein-coupled receptor signaling pathway
Cellular component (GO): plasma membrane
Molecular function (GO): G protein-coupled photoreceptor activity
Source: RefSeq, a predicted model, not a curated record